CAUUGGCGUUAGUAAUCUCUUCCAUAUUCUCUGGAGUAACCUAUAAUCGUUGAACCAUCCAGUUCUGUUGGUGUUGCUAGAUUGAAUUUGUUUAACUUUCAAAUAAUUCGUUGAUGCUUGCGGAAGAAAAAAUAUUCCAUAUCCUUGCCGUUUUUUGUUAAAAGGCGACUCAAAAAAAAUAAGAAACUAUAUUGAGACAUCUUACAUAUUUGGAUAAAUUUCGGUGAAAGAACAAUGGCCGUUGAUAUCAGUCCCGAAAAAAAUGGAGGAAUCCUCAAGGAAAUCACGAAAAAUGGAGAAGGAGUCGAAACGCCCAGCACAGGUUGUAAAGUAGUUGUUCAUUACACCGGAAAGCUUCUUGAUGGAAGCAAGUUCGAUUCUAGCAAAGACAGGAAUCAACCCUUUUCAUUCAAUCUUGGACGAGGUGAGGUAAUUCAAGCAUGGGACAUUGGUGUUGCUACCAUGAAGAAGGGUGAAGUGGCAGUUCUCACAUGUGCUCCGGAAAAAGCUUAUGGAAAGGGUGGAAUGCCCCCCAAAAUUCCGCCGAAUUCCGUCCUUGUAUUCGAGAUCGAAGUUUUGAGUUGGACUGGUCACGACAUAAGCCGCCACAAGGAUGGUAGUAUUGAAAAGUUCCUAAUGACAGCCGGACAUAAUGAAAGUUUCCCAACUGAAGGAUCAUUGGUGGAUGUUCAUGUCAUUGGGAAAUAUAAUGGCGAAAUAUUUGAGGAAAGAGACGUUGAAUUUAACCUCGGGGAAGGUGAGGAAGCAGGAAUAAUUGAAGGCAUCGAAGACGCACUCGAAAACUUCAAAUCUGGAGAGACAUCCCGCCUUAAAAUCAACAGCAAAUACGCCUUCGGUAGUAGUGGGAAUAAAAAGUUUAACAUUCCGAGUGACGCUGAUGUUGAGUACAUUGUGACGUUAAAGAGUUUCGAACAGAGUGUCGAUAUUCGGAGUUUAGAACCAGCCGAAAAGCUACAGCAAGCGAAAAUUCAUAAGGACAAAGCUACCAACUACUUCAAAGCAGGAAAAUACCAAUUAGCAAUCAAAAUCUGCAAGAAAGCAGAGGAAUGUCUCGAACUGUGCGAAGAUGCAGCAGGGACGGUCGAAAAGGAACGUGACACGCUUCGUUUAUCUACGUUCCUUAAUUUAGCUUUAUUUUAUCUAAAAAACGGCCAAUAUCUCGAAGCAAAAGGAGCUUGUGACAGCGUUCUGAAAUUAGAUCCGCAAAACGAGAAAGGAUUAUUCAGAAGAGGACAAGCUCAUGUGGCUUUAGCAUCUCCAGAAGUCGCUCUCCAGGACUUCCAGGAGGUUCUGAAAAUUGAGCCUAAAAACACAGCUGCUCUCAAAGAAGCAGUUGUUUGCCAAAAUUUGAUACAAAAAAAUCGUGCAAGAGAGAAAAAACUUUAUGCCAAUAUGUUUGAUAAAUUCGCUCAGGCUGACAAACAGAGGGAGGAGGACAAGCGGAAGCAGCAGCCUGAUGUGAUGCUAGGUACUCUAGGUGAAUGGGGACAGGAGGAAAGACCAGGAGGCCGAGACGCAACGGCUUUCGAAAAAGAAAAUCCCAAUAUUCUUAUGCUGAACGCAAAUGGCGACGGUGAAUUCCAGAACAUGUGAACCCGAAACAUCAAAACAUAAUAUAUAUACUAGCAUAUUCAUUCAUGGAUACCAACUUUGUGAAUAAUUGAUUAAAUCAACAUUCAGAAUCCCAUA
Molecule: messenger RNA, 1710 nt
Organism: Fopius arisanus
Lineage: Eukaryota; Metazoa; Arthropoda; Insecta; Hymenoptera; Braconidae
Gene: Fkbp59
Product: FK506-binding protein 59
Exons: 6
Coding region: 235-1614 (459 amino acids)
Molecular function (GO): protein binding; peptidyl-prolyl cis-trans isomerase activity
Source: RefSeq, a predicted model, not a curated record